UACGCGCAGGCGCACACGCAGCGGAAAGUUCUUCCGUGCCAGGUCGUGCUGGUAAAGAAGCGGUACUUCCUCUUACUCCCGGGACAGAACUUCCCCUCAGGCAGGAGAACGUCCAUCGAACGAAAUGGAGAACAAAAGACCGCGACUGCUCGAGGAAGCGGACAAGCAGAAAAAGAUAGCCAGAGUGGGACUCAAUGCACCUUCCAUGCUACGAAAGAACCAGCUAGGUUUCCUCAGAUUCGCCAACUAUUGCCGUUUAGCUCGCGAGCUGCGUGUAAGCUGCAUGCAGAGGAAAAAGGUCCAGAUUCAUAGCUGGGAUCCCUCGUCUUUGGCAAGCGACCGAUUUAACCGCAUACUGGCGAAUACCAACACUGACCAGCUCUUCACAGUGAACCAAGUCGAAGCUGGAGGCUCCAAGUACGGCAUCAUCACCAUGCGAGGCCUGACGACCCCUGAACUCCGGGUAUACCCGCACAAAAGCCUCUACGUCCCUAAUCGGAAGGUGAAUUCUAUGUGCUGGGCUUCACUGAAUCACUUGGAUUCCCACCUUCUGCUGUGCUUCGUGGGACUCGCAGAUACUCCCAGUUGUGCCGUGCUGCUCCCAGCGUCGCUGUUCAUAGGUAGCUACCCAGGAAUGCGUCGGCCAGGCAUGCUCUGCAGUUUCCAGAUCCCUGAUGCCUGGUCCUGUGCCUGGUCCCUGAACAUCCACGCAUAUCACUGCUUCAGUACAGGCUUGUCUCAGCAGGUCCUGUUGACGAACGUGGUGACGGGACAUCAGCAGUCAUUUGGUACUAGCAGUGAUGUUUUGGCCCAGCAGUUUGCAAUCAUGACUCCUUUGCUGUUUAAUGGCUGUCGCUCUGGGGAGGUCUUUGGCAUUGAUCUGCGCUGUGGAAAUCAAGGCAGGGGGUGGAAGGCCAUUUGCCUAUCCCAUGAUUCAGCAGUGACCUCUCUGCAAAUCCUCCAAGAAGGGCAAUGCCUGGUGGCAUCAGACAUGACUGGAACUAUCAAGCUGUGGGACUUGAGGGCCACUAAAUGUGUAACACAGUACGAAGGUCAUGUGAAUAACUCCGCCUACCUGCCCCUGCAUGUGAACGAGGAAGAAGGAGUCGUGGCGGCCGUGGGCCAGGACUGCUACACGAGAAUCUGGAGCCUCCGUCAUGGCCACUUGCUCACAACCAUACCCUCCCCAUACCCCGCCUCGGAGGAUGACAUUCCCAGUGUGGCCUUCUCUUCUCGCCUCGGGGGUUUCCGAGGAGCACCAGGGCUGCUCAUGGCUGUACGGGAGGACCUUUAUUGUUUCUCCUACGGUUAAUUCUUCAGGGUGCAGCCCGGAGGAACGUGGAUUUGACUUAAAGAAGUAAGGAGUAUCGUAUUAUCGUUUCUAUGAGUGCAUUUUAAGAGAUGUUCGAUGUUUGUAGAUCCCAUCCAUCCGGCUGCCAGGGGUAAGGU
Messenger RNA from Macaca mulatta (Rhesus monkey), 1449 nucleotides. RefSeq names its product DDB1 and CUL4 associated factor 4 like 2 (gene DCAF4L2). Gene Ontology annotation, molecular function: protein binding. The record is from RefSeq and is marked provisional. Gene Ontology annotation, cellular component: Cul4-RING E3 ubiquitin ligase complex. Lineage: Eukaryota; Metazoa; Chordata; Mammalia; Primates; Cercopithecidae.